AUGUCUACAUUUGAUAAUGUUGUCAGUGGAAAGCUGAAACUUAAGGGGAAGGCUCUGGAUGUAAAAGCAGGUGGAAGACUUGAGUAUGGGGACUGGAUGAUUUUGUUGGGUGAAUUUGGGAUUAAAUUGCACGAAGACACACAAAGGCACCUCCAUGACCGAAUGGAGGCACAUCUACAUGGAGACACGGGCAUGUCUCCGUGCAACGGAGCCUCCGUGCACGAGUCUCCAUCUCACGGAGACACGGAUGGAGACACUGUCGUGUCUCCGCGCUCGGGAAAAGUUUUAUAUUUUCUCUAUUUUGAUUCUGAUGUCAAGUGCAAGGUCUCAGCACCUGCCGAUGAUAGUGCUCAUGUCUUCAAAACUAAUGCAGUAAUUCCUAAUUCAGCUAAUACUCGCUCUUCCAAUUACAGAGUCACGGGGGUGCCAGCGGACGGGAGGUGUUUAUUUAGGGCAAUUGCACACAUGGCAUGCUUGAGAAAUGGAGAGAGCUCCUGA
This is a messenger RNA of Fraxinus pennsylvanica, 498 nucleotides long. The record is from the annotation of a GenBank genome assembly. NCBI's taxonomy places the organism in Eukaryota, Viridiplantae, Streptophyta, Magnoliopsida, Lamiales, Oleaceae.